Aureobasidium musti is the source of this 1856-nucleotide messenger RNA. The record is from the annotation of a GenBank genome assembly. NCBI's taxonomy places the organism in Eukaryota, Fungi, Ascomycota, Dothideomycetes, Dothideales, Saccotheciaceae.
UGCGUGAUGAGAUGUCGACCUUUGACGGUAUUGUGAGGGAGUUUCCCUACGUCCGCAUUGACAACUUCACCAAUUAUCCAGACGAACCACCUCCGCUCGCCUGUUUCCUGAGCCAUGUCCAUAGUGAUCAUCUGAAGGGACUGGAGUCGUUCAAAUCAACUUUCAUCUAUUGCACAGCUCAAACUCGCGAACUGCUCCUUCGUCUGGAAAAGUACCCUCACCGCAUGAACUUUGCGAGGGGAAUCUUGGAGUCAAGAAAACAGACUUAUCGCCGCCUCAAAAAUCACAUCAAGCCAAUCCCUCUCCAAACACCAACUGAAAUUGAACUGGCUCCUGGACAGUCUAUCCGAGUAACCCUUUUCGAUGCCAAUCAUUGUCUGGGAUCCUGUAUGUUCCUCAUAGAAGGCAAUAGUAAAGCCAUUCUUUACACAGGUGAUCUUCGAUCAGAGCAAUGGUGGGUCAACACACUCAUACGCAAUCCUGUUCUUUUACCAUAUACCAAAGGCACUCAGAGACUUGACAACAUAUACCUCGACACAACCUUCACCUCUAGUGACGCUUUGGAGUAUGAGAUGCCCUCGAAGGCCGAGGGUCUGACUGAGCUCAUCAAGAAAGCCUCGCAACAUCCUCCUGAAACAAUCUUCUAUCUUAACACGUGGACUUUUGGCUAUGAGGAGGCUUGGAUUGCACUUUCAGCUGCUCUGAAGACUCGAGUCCACCUCGAUGACUAUCGUUGGCGUUUAUACUCUUCGCAGAGAGAUAACCCAACCUGCUACGGACCACAGACUGCACCUUUAGUGGGCUACAAACUCGGCAAUCACGAACAUCCAGGAUGUCUGACAAACAUGCUAGAAGGCGCACGAAUUCAUAGCUGUGAAAGGGGAACUCGCUGUGAAGUGUUUCAGGAUCCUCAUGUGGUCUGGAUCACGCCAAUCAUAGCUCGACACAAAGGUUACGAGAUUGCCGAGAUUGGGGCUGGUGGAGGUCAAGGUGACCUGAACCAGACGCACUCUCUUGAACUGUAUGAUUUGGGCAGCGUUCAGCAAUUACUAUCUAUCUGCAACAGGGCGCUCCAGGCCCAACCUGAGCUCAAAGAACCAAUGAAAGAAUGGUUCUCAACUUUGAUGAAGAGCGGCAAGGAGUCUAUCGACCUUGAUCUUGAGAUCUUGCGCGAUGAAGUUGAAAUCACCAGUCAAGACGGUAGACCCGAUGACGAAUUCGACAUGGACAACUUACCCAUCGACAAGCUGGUUCCAGCACUAACAAGGCUGAUUACGGGCAAAUCCAAGCAAGAAGAGGAAGAUCGUAUCAAACAGCAACGGCAGAUUCUCCGGGAGCUCGUGCAAGCAUUGAAUCCGAAAGACAUAUACCCUUGUACCGUGGACCGAUCGACCUACACAUACGAUGUGUCGAUGGAGAUGCUGUUCGGAGAUCUCUGCUCGGCCAACAUAUUUCAAGCAGAUAAAGAACUCCAUGCACAACUGGGCAUAAAGGGUCCAGAAGCUGACGAUGAAGAAUCUCAAAGGAGUACUCCUUCACCCGGAAGGGACAGACCAGACAUUCCACGGCAGAGACAUUCAGAACCGACUCUGAAACAUACUCUGCCAGAGGAGACCAACCACUCGAGAUUAAGCGGAGCAAGCCCAGUCCGCAGCUCGUCAACUGUAAGGCAUGAAACGCCAAAGAAACGAAGGAAGACAUCGGAGUCCGGGCACAGCAGCACUCCAAGUAGUACUCAAAGUGAGAGGAACGUGCGGCGCGAAGCGAUGUACAAUGCAGCUCUCCAUCAGAGAUGGGAGAAAGGGUUCUUUACUAGUGUGGAUGGAUAUCAUAACCAAGAGCCAGAGAAGGAGCUG